UGCUUUUCUGCUCCCUCUCCCUUUCCCCUCUCCACCACCACCAUCCCUUUUUGCUGCAAUUAAUUUCUCCGGCUCCCGUAACUCCAGCCAGUGUUCCGUUCGCCCCUGCCUGCCCCGUCCUCCGACGCGUCCUCGGCGGCCGCCGCAUCCUCUCCGUCCUCUUCCACUCCUCGCCGAGCGAGUCGUCCGUGGCGGAGGAGCCACGCCGUCCUCCGCCCCGCGUCCUCCUCUUUCCCCACGCAGGAACCUGCAGCAGGGCAGGGGGGCCGCCAAGCAGCACCGUCCUCCUUCGCCCGAGGCAGCGGAGAAAAGCGAUCAGAAAUGUUGCUGUCACUGCUUCUUUGUUCAAUGAAUACUCUCAUUUUGGCAUCCCUUUCAAACUCUGACCAUGAACCAGCAGGUGAUACCAACACCCUACAGGUGAUCAUCAACAACAACCAACCUGUGUUAGCUGUCUUGGGGGGUUCCCUCACUCUGCCUUGCCUCGUGUCCCUGCCUGAGCCUCUCCCCUCAACCUUCACCUUGGGGCGCCACGCUGCACUGAUUCUGCCCAGGAUCAAGUGGAGUCUGCUCUCAUCUGGUCAGGAGACAGAGAUUGUGGUGGCACAGGGGGAUCUGGUGAAGGUCAGCAAGGUCUACAAGGGACGGGCCUCCUUGCCAUAUUACACCUCCUCCCCUGCUAACCUCACCUUGCAGUUAGAGGGCUUACGGCACAGUGAUUCAGGCAUUUAUUGCUGCAAGGUGCAACAGGGCCUGGAGGACGCCCAUGACCUGGCUCCCGUCAAAGUUAAAGGUGUGGUGUUCCACUACCGGCAUGCCUCUGGCCACAACGCUUUCUCCUUCCGAGAGGCCCAGAAGGCCUGUAGGAACGCUGGGGCACACGUGGCCACCCCAGGGCAGCUCGGGGCUGCCUAUCACAGUGGCCUGGAACAGUGCCAUGCCGGCUGGCUCUCCGAUCAGACUGUGGGGUAUGCUGUCCAGCACCCUAGCCAAGCUUGUUUUGGUGACAUGGAGGGGGACCCCGGGAUGAGGAAUUAUGGAAAGCUCUAUUCCCAGAAGCGAUAUGAUGUGUACUGCUAUGUGGAGGAUAUUCCUGGCAAAGUAGUCUAUAAUUCCAGUCCUCUGCACCUCACCCUGGAGGAGGCCAAAGCUUACUGUGGCAGCUGUGGGGCUAAGCUGGCUACUCUGGGUCAGCUCUAUGCAGCUUGGAGUGACGGUCUGCACCACUGCAGCCCUGGAUGGCUAGCAGAUGGCAGCGUGCGAUACCCUGUAGUCACCCCAACAGAGCACUGUGGAGGCUCGAAGCCAGGGAUCAGGACUGUCUACCGCUAUCACAAUCAGACAGGCUUCCCUGAGCCACACAGUCGCCACGAUGUGUACUGCUUCCAAGACAAUAGGAGACCCCAAACUGACACUUCCAGGGAAUACAUGGCAGCAGAUUCCGAGAGUGUGGACCAGGACUCCCUUCUGAAAGACCCUCUUGAGGACUUUAGUCUGGGGCAGAUAUUGGAGCAGGAGAAGAGUGAGCCAGAUGGAGUCAUGGAGGUCUUCCCUGUAUUUGAGAGCUCCGUUGCUGCAACGCAGAUGAUGGAGCAGGGUACUAUCCAGGAGAUCUUCCCCGUGGAUAAUAUACAGGUUGACAUUUCUGUCCCUCUUGACUCCCAGAACCCCACUACUCCCAAAGCUACUUCCCAGACCAAGCAGUUCAAAGAGGUUUUGUCUUCUGUGCAAAAGGCCAGGGACCCCGAACACUAUCAUCCUAAACCUGAAAUUAGUCUGAAUUCAAAUGUUACUAUACCUUCCUCUGAAAAUUCUGGUAACAAUCUCAAGUCUGAGACAGUUCUGGAAACUAAUGGCCCCACGGUGUCACCAAGAGACACAGGUGUUAGCAUCACACACCCAUUAAUGCCUGAAACAAAUAAAUCUAGGGAUCUUUUUUCCUUGUCUGGGGGAUCUGGUGGUAACCAUGGGCGCUAUCAUCCCUUGUCUGAAAAAAAUCGGGAAUCCAUUGACCCUGAAACUUCAGCUGGAAACAAUCAACAAUAUGACAAGUCUAAUACUAAUUUGGAUACUUCUAUCUCAUCUCUGUCAUAUAAUGAAUCUAAAGGCUUCAAACAUUAUCCGCCUGUUACUGGGACAAAUCUGGUAACCUCUGACCUUUCUAAGUCACAUUAUGACAUUUUAGAAAGCAGAUCAGGCAGUGAAAUGGUCUUUGACAAUUCAGAGGACAACUCCAGCUUCUCCAAUGCCUCUGUGACGGCACACCUUGAAAUUGGUACUGUCACACCUCCACUUAGUUCAUCUGAGGAGCCGGGGACAAGCAUGUCUCCUGCCAGCCCAACGUCCUGGUAUGACAUCCCUCCUGGGGAAAAUAAUCAUGGCAAAGGAAAACUGGCAAAAAUAAGUGAAACUUCUACAUCUGCCUCGACCCCACAUGGCGACUGGGAUCUUCAUUCAGAGCUGCCCACACCUUCCUCAGAGUGGAAUGCUACAACACCAUACUCUCCGCUGAAUCAGACAGAAGUGUCAAUUCCCAGCUUGUCUCCCUCAGGAUCAGUAGUUACCUGGUCUGACGUUGAGGUACGGUCUGGCAAAAAAAAUGCCCCCGUGUCAGAAAAGCUCAAGGACUUGGUCACUUUAGAACCUUUAGAUAUAGACUUGAUUGUUCCUUCGGAAGAUAUCCACACAUCGGCACAUAGCAGCUCGACUCUCAUUCCUCAAGUCUCCGGGUCCACGCAACAGCAGUCUGGUAUAUGGCCAGACUCCAGUUCCUCGGAGGAGAAGCAGGUGGAGCAGGAAGCUGUUGGGACAUCAGUGCCACCAUCUGUUGGAGACCCCACUGGACCAGCUGGUCUAGGGUCACCCACCUACCCUUCUAUUACAUUUGAUCCAAUUCACCCUUAUCCACAAGGGAGAGCAGAAAAUGAUACAGCUUCUCCUUUUCCUGUAGGCCAGGAAAAGAUAGAGACCCUGGGUGAAUCAUUGGAGUCAUCAGUAGAAGGGUCCUUUGGAUCUGCUGUUACCUCUGAUGAAAUGCAAACAUCCCAAAUGAACAGGUCAGCAGAUAUUUCCUCAGGUGUGGACUCCACACAGCAGCAGUCUGGCAUUGGGUGGACAGGCUUCUCCACUCCUGUAGAGGAUACAGAGGCAUCAGGGCAGCAGUGGGUGGAAAUGUCCUUUGGUUCAGGUGACCUUGGAAGCAUCUCAGACUUGGGACUGAUUUCUGUAGACAUGGAAAGUGUCUCAUCUGUAUCUUCUGGGGAUGGAUCCAGUGAAUUUUCUGGGGACCAGGAAAUGCUCAGACCUGGUGGCUUUCCUGUCACGCUGAUGACUUCUCCUGCCCCUUUCACCCUGCCUGGACCCAGCUCGCCCUUUGGGGCAGCAGAGGUAGAAGCUAGUGGACCCAGUUACAUUCACUUGCCAGAAGUUGUCAUCUCAUCUGAGCUGGAGAACUCUGGAAUGGAGCAGACUGAGCAGGAAGAGUUCAGUGAAACUCAUGAUGUCACGUUUCCCGCAGUGACCUGUACAGAUGAGAAACUCUCCAGUCAAGAGGGAGUUACGGUGCGAGGGCACUCUGAGAUGACGUCUGUGGAAUUUCUAGGACCUUCUGCGGAGCCUGAGCAGCUCUUGCCAUCCACUUAUUCUCCAGGAGAGGCCUCUGAAAUAAAUCAAGACACCACCAUCACCGAACUGCCCGAGUCCCCAUUUCCGUCUACCACUAUUGCCCCAACCACUGAUUACACUGAUGAACCCUAUGAAGCCACCCCUGCUGUCUCCAUGUCCCACAGGUCCAUAGGACCCAUGGCCACAGGGGAGUCUACACUUUACCCUGAUAGCACCCAGAGCCCUAGCUGGGGUAUAGAGGCCUCUUCAACAAUACUCCAGGAAUCCCAUACAAAAGCAAAAUACAUCCCAAAGCAUCCCAGUGUGACCCAGGUCUUUGAACCUGAAUUCUCAUCCAUUACAUCAGGAUAUCCCACUAGGUCCAUCACAACACCAUCGGCCCUUGAAAGUCAAAAGUCGUACGCCUCUGCAGGACCGGUAGAUUCAGUUUCUCCCGAAGAGGACAUCUUCCAACAUUUUACUGCUUCUUCCCCUUUGGAGGAUACAGAGCAACCUGAGAUAAAAGUUGUCCCCACCCAACCAUCCACUUUUCCUACUCUGCCAAAAGAAAAGGCAACAGUAGGAGGAGGGGGAAGUACUUCAGGUGCCUGCCUUGAGAACCCCUGCAUCAACGGGGGCACUUGCGUGGAGGAGGGAGGCUCCUCUGGGUGCCUCUGUCUACCCACCUACGGCGGGGACUUCUGUCAGACUGACCUGGAGCCCUGUGAGGUCGGCUGGGAGAAGUUCCAGGGCUUCUGCUACAGGCACUUCACAGACCGCCAGGGCUGGGAGGUGGCGGAACAGCAAUGCCGCACCUACGGGGGUCACCUGGCAUCCGUCAUGAGCCCCGAGGAGCAGGACUUCAUCAACAAUAACUACAAAGAGUACCAGUGGACUGGACUCAACGACAAGACCUUGGAGGGAGACUUCCGCUGGUCCGACGGAAACCCUCUGCUGUAUGAGAACUGGUACAAUGGGCAGCCUGACAGCUACUUCCUGUCCGGAGAGGACUGUGUGGUGAUGGUGUGGCAUGAUGGGGGCCGCUGGAGCGACGUGCCCUGCAACUACCACCUCUCUUACACCUGCAAGAAGGGCACCUCCUCCUGUGGCGAGCCGCCCGGUGUCCCUAACGCUAGGGUGUUCAGUAAGCUGCGGCAACGCUACGAGACGGGCUCCAUGGUGCGCUACUACUGCACCGAGGGCUUCCUGCAGAGGCACGACCCCGUCAUCAAGUGCCUGCCUAGCGGCCAGUGGGAGGAGCCUCAGGUCACCUGUGUCCCGGUGUUAGGGGACCCAGCAGGGCACCAGCAGGUUAUGACACCUUUCGCCCAAAGCGAAGAGGAGGCUUUGGAGGACACGGCUAAGGAGAAGGUCACACCAGAGUUCUGGGAUAUCAAGUGGAACUUCUAGACCCCCGUUGAGAGCUCAUUGCUUCCCAUCUUUAACACAUUUUCCUUAAACUGUCCUGCCUGAAUCAAGUGGGAUUUUUUAAUUGUUCUCCAGCAAUUAUCUGGAAAGGAUCUAAUUGGCAUGUUUUUUUUUUUUUUUUCCUCUUAAUGACAAUGCUGUAUGUAAUUUAGGAGCACAAUGUAUGUUGACAGAAUGUCUGUUAUUUAGAAGCACAAGGUGUCUGCCUUGGAUAAAUAUACAGAAUGUGACUUUUAAAUUUUUUUUGCCAAAUUCUACUUUAUGGAAGGCCUUACCUGGAUGGAGAUGAAAUGUUAUUACACCAAAAAAGCAUUAAGGGAAUAUGGAUAGCAAGUGUUUGUGACUCUUAAAUGAUUUUUCUAAAGCUAUUGUACCUUGCUUG
This is a messenger RNA of Scleropages formosus (Asian bonytongue), 5413 nucleotides long. It is a transcript of the gene bcan, whose product is annotated as brevican. The record is from RefSeq and is a predicted model, not a curated record. Lineage: Eukaryota; Metazoa; Chordata; Actinopteri; Osteoglossiformes; Osteoglossidae. Gene Ontology annotation, molecular function: hyaluronic acid binding. Gene Ontology annotation, biological process: glial cell differentiation; central nervous system development; skeletal system development. The coding region runs from base 322 to 5013 and encodes 1563 amino acids. Gene Ontology annotation, cellular component: synapse; perineuronal net. The transcript has 16 exons.